AUGGAUUUCACAAAGUAUGGAGAUACAGUUAACUACUCGACUUUCAUGAACAACAUGACCGAAUUGUAUAAAGAACUUUUUACAACGAGAAACUACAACAAGGCUUUAUCACCGGUAUUCCUGAAUGGUGGACGAAAAAAUGCUACUUCGAAUCCUUUGGUCAUUCACUUUACUCUCUUUUACAUGAAGAUGUUUUUCUUAGAUGCUGAAAGUCAACAACUAAGCCUUUGUAUUGAGCUGGUGCAAGGACGCAAGGCUUGCUUGGGAUCCAGA
Messenger RNA from Mesorhabditis belari, 273 nucleotides. NCBI's taxonomy places the organism in Eukaryota, Metazoa, Nematoda, Chromadorea, Rhabditida, Rhabditidae. The record is from the annotation of a GenBank genome assembly.